Messenger RNA from Phlebotomus papatasi, 2549 nucleotides. RefSeq lists its product as uncharacterized. Gene Ontology annotation, molecular function: chitin binding. The coding region runs from base 746 to 2143 and encodes 465 amino acids. The transcript is spliced from 5 exons. NCBI's taxonomy places the organism in Eukaryota, Metazoa, Arthropoda, Insecta, Diptera, Psychodidae. Gene Ontology annotation, cellular component: extracellular region. The record is from RefSeq and is a predicted model, not a curated record.
GAGAGAGACUUGGAGUGUGCCAGUCAGUCAGUAAGCCGCACCAUCGAAAGAAGUUUAAUGAUUGCCGCUGUUUCUUGCUCAUUCAGCACCAUCGUCAGUGUGUAAACGACCUUCCGCGGCGGAGCAAGUGACUUUGCGUGCAUAGUGGACAAGAGCAAUAUAGUGCACUAAAUUGCUCUCGUCAGUAUCACAUAUAUUAAAAUAUAUAUCGUCAAUGUACAGAAUUUGAAAGAGGCACUUUAGGAUAUUUCAACACGUUUAGUGAGCAGGAAAAUAUCUUGGUGGAGUAAAAAAAAGCACGUGUUUGUGAUUUUGUGCAAAAUUUUAUCGUUUAGCAAAAAUUUCUGCGAGAAAUCGGGUGAAAAAGAAGGUGGUACGAGAGUGGCUCUCGAUGGGAACCUGUUGAUCUCUUUUAUUUUCGUUGGCUAUUUAAUACACAUAGUGAAUUUAGUGCAGUAAAAGUGUCCAACCCCUUUUCUGACCAAAGAGACGCUGGUGGAAGAAGUGACGAGAUGCUCCUUUCCAAUUAGUCCACGAGAGGAAAGCAUCAGAGUGUUUUAGGUGGAGACAUUGCAAUGGAGUGAAAACAUCCAUAUUUCUGAGCAAUUAGAUGGAAAAAGCUGAAAAUCAACCUGGUUUUCACCUUGAAAAUAAAAUUGCACUUUUGUGUAAGACAGUGAGAAUACAGUGAGCAAAUCGAGUGAAAAAUUGUGUAGAUUGCAGCUGAAAACUUCAAAAAAUUAUAAUGAAAUCUGUACAAUUCGCCUGCCUAUUGGUGGUCAUUUGUGUUGCAAGCACGGCCCAUGGCACUUGUGUACUAGAGACAGAUUUUGGUAUUGUUGUUAAUUGUGCCUUCAAAAAGUCUGGAUUGUUCCGGGUGAGGAAUCUCGGUGGUUUAAAGGCGCACUUUGGGUUAGGUUUGAGCUUUGGUGAUGAUGUUGGAUUCGAGCAGAGUUUGGGUGCUCUUGAGGGCAAUAAGCGCCGAUCGGCCAAUGCCCGCCAAAUGCCCACAAUGUUGGGUGUACUUCCUGCCAUGAAACAGAUGCCAGUGCAGCCACCGCCACCAAUUCAGCUCAGUCGUCCACAAGCACUAACAUCUCGGCCCAAUCUCAGUGUCCAGGACAUGACGAGGGUGCUGAAUCCCAAGAAGCCAGGUCGUAUGACCGAAGCCAUGUCCCUGCCACUCGGAGUGCCAGCCUUCAAGCCCAUUCCGCGUCAAGAUGAUAAACUUAGCAGACCUGGUGCGCCAGUCAAGAAGACGUACCAGCUGCCGGAACAGAAUCUCACUGCCAUCCAAGACAACCUCAUUCAAUCGGAUUCAUUCAACUUACCCGCCUUUCAGACACUCCACUCGCCGACGCGACUCUUUGCGGACAAUCAAGUUGAUCGAAAGUUUGACCUGAACAAGAAGAACACCGUCUUUGCACAGUCUAUCAAAGAUGAAAGUCACAAGACCACCGACACUGCCCUGCACACCACACGUCCCAAAGUCGACCUCAUGGGACACACGGUUGAGGAACUUGCCGCUGUGGCUAAUGUGAGCGUCGAGGCGAUUCAGGCCGCCAUCCGACAGCGGGAAUUCCAGAUGGCCCUCGAGCAUCAAAUGACCCAGGAAGCCAAUCGACUUAAAACAACAACAACAACAACAACAACCACCACAACUACUACCACAAGGAGACCACCACCUGCCAAAAGGAUGAAUCAUCCACCCCAUAAAGUCAUGAAUGCACCCAAGGAAUACUAUCCAGUAGGAUAUGAUAAGAAUUUUGACGACAACUUUACAACCCGUGUGGAUUUGCCACAAACAUCUUUCCAUUGCGGUGAUCAGAAGCACUUCCCCGGACUGUACGCAGAUGAAAAUCUGGGAUGUAUGGUCUUUCAUGUUUGCGCCUUAACGGACGAUGGCCUUAUUAUGAAGUCUUUUCUCUGCCCAGAAAGUACUCUAUUUGACCAAUCGAUACUCAAGUGCAACUGGUGGUUCUACGUGGAUUGCAAAAUGAGCAGAUCACUCUAUGACAGCAAUAUUCCCGUAUCAAAGAGCUAUCAACUGAUGAAGGCUCUCACUUUCUUCUCCACCAACUACAAAAAUAGUCCAUCUGUCGAUAUUGAAGCACUGAAAAAUUCAGUAGCUCCAGCAACUUAAUGAAAAAAACAUUAACUGACAAAACUGAAGCAAAAGAAGAAACCUUAGUUGUAGAACAACAUAUUUAGUGAUUAGUUAGAUAAUUUCUAGUUGUCUUUAUACAAAUUUUUUCCUGCCAAAAUAGACGACUUGAUAUUGAGAAGCUUUAAUUGUAUAAAAAAAAGUGAAUUUUGUGUGUAUUGUUUUCUUUCAAUAUCGAUUCGUCUAUUUAAUGAUUUUACACUUUGUUUUCAUAAUAAGGUAAUUUAAUGUAAUUUUAAAGAAAUAUUUUUUUAUACUUGUGUAAACUUUCCCUUUUGAAAGAAAAAAAUUACAAACAGCAAUUUUCGACAAUUUUCAGAGGAAUUCCCUCUACAAUUGUUAUAGAGAUCAUUUCCCUCAUUAAACAUAUCCCAAAAGAGAUAAA